Molecule: messenger RNA, 4152 nt
Organism: Pangasianodon hypophthalmus (striped catfish)
Lineage: Eukaryota; Metazoa; Chordata; Actinopteri; Siluriformes; Pangasiidae
Gene: glb1
Product: galactosidase, beta 1
Exons: 16
Coding region: 123-2087 (654 amino acids)
Biological process (GO): carbohydrate metabolic process
Cellular component (GO): vacuole
Molecular function (GO): beta-galactosidase activity
Source: RefSeq, a predicted model, not a curated record
ACGCUCACGCCUGGUCACGUGGUCGGUUUGACGCGCAGCACGUCACGUGAUGAAAGUGUGUUUCCGGCCCGGGUUUGCUGAAAGUGUGUGUAGAGUCUGAGGGUCUGAUCGGUGCAGGAGUCAUGAUUGUGUCCGGAACCGGAGCUUUAUUCUGCUUUACUCUCUUCCCUCUUACUCUCUCUUUAGCUGCUCCGAGUUUCACGGUGGAUUAUAAAAACAACAGCUUCCUGAAGGAUGGAGAAUAUUUCCGUUACGUCUCCGGCAGUAUUCACUACAGCAGGAUCCCCAGGCUCUACUGGAAAGACCGGCUGCUGAAGAUGUACAUGGCUGGACUCAACGCCGUCCAGAUGUACGUUCCCUGGAACUUCCACGAGCCCGUGCCGGGUCUGUACGACUUCAGCGGAGAUCGAGAUUUGGAAUAUUUCCUCCAGCUAUGUCGGGACCUCGGCCUGCUGGUCAUCCUCAGACCCGGACCCUACAUCUGCGCCGAGUGGGACAUGGGCGGCCUGCCUGCGUGGUUACUGAAGAAGAAAGACAUCGUCCUUCGCUCGUCAGAUCCAGAUUAUUUAGCGGCGGUGGAUAAAUGGAUGGCGAAGUUGUUACCAAUGAUGAAGCGUUACCUUUAUCAGAACGGAGGGCCGAUUAUUACAGUACAGGUGGAGAACGAGUACGGGAGUUACUUUGCGUGUGAUUUUGAUUACCUGCGUCACCUGGUGAAACUGUUCCGCUCUCACCUGGGGAACGACGUGGUUCUGUUCAGCACAGACGGAGCCGGAGUCAGUUACCUGAAGUGUGGAGCGAUACAGGGCGUCUACGCCACCGUCGACUUCGGGCCCGGUGGAAACGUGACGGCAGCGUUUGAAGCUCAGAGACACGCUGAACCUCGCGGCCCGCUGGUGAAUUCGGAGUUUUACACCGGCUGGCUCGAUCACUGGGGAGAACAUCACUCUGUCGUUCCUACUGAAGCUGUGGUCAAGUCCCUUAACGAGAUCCUGGAACUCGGAGCAAACGUCAACCUGUACAUGUUUAUCGGAGGAACCAAUUUUGCGUAUUGGAACGGUGCGAAUUCGCCGUUCGCUCCUCAGCCCACCAGCUACGACUACGACGCUCCGCUAACGGAGGCCGGAGACCUGACGCAGAAAUACUUCGCCAUCCGUGACGUCAUUAAAAAGUAUAAGAAGGUACCGGAUGGAAUUUUGCCGCCGUCUACGCCCAAGUUUGCGUACGGAGCCGUGAAGAUGAAGAAAUUGACGACCGUAUCAGAAUCCCUGGACAUUCUCUCGAUUUCUGGUCCUGUGAAAACUCUUUACCCGCUCACCUUUAUCGAGCUCAAUCAGCACUUCGGCUUUGUUCUGUAUCAGACGUCACUUCCUGUGGACUGUUUAAACCCGACUCCUCUCUCGUCUCCUCUAAACGGAGUUCAUGACCGAGCGUACGUCUCUGUAGACGGAGUGGCUGUAGGGGUUCUGGAGAGAGACAGGGUUAUCAGCAUUAAUAUAACGGGGAAGGCCGGGAGCAGACUGGACGUGCUGGUGGAGAACAUGGGCCGAGUCAAUUACGGGAAAUACAUCAACGACUUCAAGGGUCUGGUGUCGAAUCUCACGCUGGGAGCAGAAACUCUGAGGAACUGGACGGUGUUUAGUCUCAGUAUAGACGAGGUGGUGAAGGAGGGGCUGCUGUGGGGCAGGGUGUCUCUACAGGACACUGGCCCCGCCCACUCUCCUGCCCAGCCCACCUUUCUGUCUCCGCCCACCUUCUACGGAGGCACGUUGGAGAUUCCUGAUCACAUCCCAGACCUUCCGCAGGACACGUACAUCCAGUUCCCCAACUGGAGCAAGGGUCAGGUUUGGAUUAACGGCGUGAACGUGGGUCGUUAUUGGCCGUCACGUGGUCCUCAGGUCACUCUGUUCGUUCCUGCGUCUCUCCUCAGCACCAAGUCGCCCAAUAACAUCACGCUGCUGGAGCUGGAGGUGUGUCCCUGCACCCGGGGUCAGUGCGUGGUCGAGUUCACACACACACCAGUCAUCAACUCCACCGUCACACACAUCAAACCUUACACGAGGGAGAAAACACUGAACACACGCUGAACACACACCAUUUCAUAAAACACACUCUUCACAUCAGCACUGUGCACGAACUGUGUGACGUUAGUGACGGGGUCAGGGUGACGUUAGUGACAGGGUCAGGGUGACGUUAGUGACGGGGUCGGGGUGACGAUAGUGACGGGGUCAGGGUGACGAUAGUGACGGGGUCGGGGUGACGUUAGUCACGGGGUCGGGGUGACGAUAGUGACGGGGUCGGGGUGACGUUAGUCACGGGGUCGGGGUGACGUUAAUGACGGGGUCAGGGUGACGUUAGUCACGGGGUCGGGGUGACGAUAGUGACGGGGUCAGGGUGAUGUUAGUCACGGGGUCAGGGUGACGAUAGUGACGGGGUCGGGGUGACGUUAGUCACGGGGCGACGGUAGUGACUGGAUUAGAGUGACUGUAGUGACGGUGUGACGUUAGUGACGGGGUCAGGGUGAUGUUAGUCAUGGGGUCAGGGUGACGGUAAUGACGCGGUGACGUUAGUGACGGGGUCGGGGGUGACGUUAAUGACGGGGUCAGAGUGACGGUAAUGACGGGGUGACGGUAAUGACGGGGUCAGGGUGACGGUAGAGACGGGAUUAGAGUGACGGUAAUGACGGGAUUAGAGUGACGGUAAUGACGGGAUUAGAGUGACGGUGAUGACGGGAUUAGAGUGACGGUAGAGACGGGAUUAGAGUGACGGUGAUGACGGGAUUAGAGUGACCGUAAUGACGGGAUUAGAGUGACGGUGAUGACGGGAUUAGAGUGACGGUAAUGACGGGAUUAGAGUGACGGUAAUGACGGGAUUAGAGUGACGGUAAUGACGGGAUUAGAGUGACGGUGAUGACGGGAUUAGAGUGACGGUAGAGACGGGAUUAGAGUGACGGUGAUGACGGGAUUAGAGUGACGGUGAUGACGGGAUUAGAGUGACGGUAAUGACGGGAUUAGAGUGACGGUAAUGACGGGAUUAGAGUGACGGUGAUGACGGGAUUAGAGUGACGGUAGAGACGGGAUUAGAGUGACGGUGAUGACGGGAUUAGAGUGACGGUGAUGACGGGAUUAGAGUGACGGUAAUGACGGGAUUAGAGUGACGGUAAUGACGGGAUUAGAGUGACGGUAAUGACGGGAUUAGAGUGACGGUGAUGACGGGAUUAGAGUGACGGUAGAGACGGGAUUAGAGUGACGGUGAUGACGGGAUUAGAGUGACGGUGAUGACGGGAUUAGAGUGACGGUAGAGACGGGAUUAGAGUGACGGUGAUGACGGGAUUAGAGUGACGGUGAUGACGGGAUUAGAGUGACGGUGAUGACGGGAUUAGAGUGACGGUAAUGACGGGAUUAGAGUGACGGUGAUGACGGGAUUAGAGUGACGGUAAUGACGGGAUUAGAGUGACGGUAGAGACGGGAUUAGAGUGACGGUGAUGACGGGAUUAGAGUGACGGUAGAGACGGGAUUAGAGUGACGGUAGAGACGGGAUUAGAGUGACGGUGAUGACGGGAUUAGAGUGACGGUAGAGACGGGAUUAGAGUGACGGUGAUGACGGGAUUAGAGUGACGGUGAUGACGGGAUUAGAGUGACGGUAAUGACGGGAUUAGAGUGACGGUGAUGACGGGAUUAGAGUGACGGUAAUGACGGGAUUAGAGUGACGGUAGAGACGGGAUUAGAGUGACGGUAAUGACGGGAUUAGAGUGACGGUAGAGACGGGAUUAGAGUGACGGUAAUGACGGGAUUAGAGUGACGGUAGAGACGGGUUAAUAUACACUGUCUGUAGUUCUAAAAGUUUGAAGGACGUGUUUAUAAAGUUAAAUAUUUCUGUGACGAUUCACUCUGGGAUUUUUUAAUAAAACUUUUUGCACUUUUCUUAUUGCUGGGAAAAAAAUGUGAAAUAAUUUGUUGUAUGAAUCUUUUAUACUUUUAUGGAUUUCUGUUCUGUUGGUAAUUAUUUACCUGAAAUGUUUACUGUGAGGAAAUGUUCUGUACUUUUAAUAAAUAAAUAAAUACAUAAAUAAAUCUAAUUUUAAUAAAGAAGGUUUAAUCACAGGCUGCUUUCUAACAAACCUGAUUUAAUAAAUCUCACUGCUGGUUAAAA